Messenger RNA from Plasmodium relictum, 1554 nucleotides. Its product is annotated as DEAD/DEAH box ATP-dependent RNA helicase, putative. Gene Ontology annotation, molecular function: ATP binding; RNA helicase activity; nucleic acid binding. Bases 1 to 1554 code for a protein of 517 amino acids. The transcript has a single exon. Lineage: Eukaryota; Apicomplexa; Aconoidasida; Haemosporida; Plasmodiidae. The record is from RefSeq and is a predicted model, not a curated record.
AUGAAAUAUAAAAAUUACAAUACUUGUGACGUUUUAGAGAAUUUUGAUAAGAAACUGAAUAAAAAUUAUAAAGUUUUUAAUGAAGAUGAAAUAAAAAAGUUACAAGAUGAAUAUGAAUGUAGGAAUAAGAAAAAAGAGCAAUUUAAAAUAAAAAAAAAGUUAAGCAAAGAAAAGUUAAAACAUGAGGAAAAAAAAAAGAAGCAGAAAAAAAUUAAAAUUGACAAAACAAAUAACAUAUGUUCUGUAGAAAAAAAAAAUACAGAAAAUGAGAGCGAAUUAGUUUUUGAUAAUUCAAAUACAGCUAAUGAAAAGAACGAAAAUAAGGAAAUUUUAAGUUUUGAUGAGUUAAAUAUAUGUGAAGAAAUAUUGCAAAGUAUAAAUGAAAUUGGUUGGAAAAAACCGACACUAAUUCAACAAAAAAUAUUACCUUAUGCUUUUCAAAAAAGAGAUAUAAUUGGUUUGAGUGAAACUGGAAGUGGAAAAACCGCUUGUUUUAUUAUACCUAUAUUACAAGAUUUAAAAAAUAAGAAACAUAGUUUUUUUGCUUUGGUUAUUUCACCAACAAGAGAAUUAUGCAUACAAAUAGCUCAACACUUUCAUGCUUUAGGAUCUAAUUUACUAAUAAAUAUAUGCACAAUAUUUGGAGGAGUAGAUAUUGUUACACAAUCAUUAAACUUAGCGAAAAAACCAAAUAUUAUUAUUAGUACUCCUGGUAGAAUAUUAGAUCAUUUAAAUAAUACUAAAGGAUUUAAUUUAAAAAACUUAAAAUACUUAGUUUUUGAUGAAGCCGAUAAAUUAUUAUCAUUAGAUUUUGAAUCAACAAUAAAUAAAUUAUUAUUAAUUUUACCAGAAAAUAGAAUUACAUUUUUGUUUUCAGCUACCAUGACAAAAAAUGUUGCCAAAUUAAAAAAAGCUUCUCUAAAAAAUCCAAUAAAAGUUGAAGUAUCAAAUAAAUAUAGUACAGUCAGCACAUUAAUAGAAAAUUAUAUUUUUAUCCCAUAUAAAUAUAAGUACACAUAUCUUUGUAGUUUAUGCUUCCAUUUUUCAAGUAGAAACAUAAUUAUAUUUACUAAUACAUGUGCUUCUGCUCAAAAACUAAACUUCUUUUGUAGAAAUCUAGGAUUAAAAUCAAUAUGCUUACAUGGAAAAUUAACUCAAAACCAAAGAUUAAGCAGUUUAAAUUCAUUUAAAGCAAAUAAAUAUAAUAUUUUAAUAUCAACACAAGUUGGAGCAAGAGGAUUAGAUUUAAAAGAUAUAAAAAUUGUUAUAAAUUUUGAUUUAUGUUCCUGUAAGGAAUAUAUCCAUAGAGUUGGAAGAACAGCAAGAGCAGGAAAAACUGGAAAAUCAAUUACCUUUGUUACACAAUAUGAUGUAGAGAACUUUUUAAGUAUAGAAAAACAAUUAAAUAAAAAAAUUGAAAAAUUUGCUGAUUUAGAUGAAACAGAUGUUUUAUUAUAUCAUGAGCAAUCAUUGGAAGCACUUAGAUUAUCAGAAAUCGAAAUGAAAGAAAAUCAAGAUUUAUAUAAAAAAAAAAAGUACAAAAAAAAAAAGUAA